Molecule: messenger RNA, 933 nt
Organism: Ochotona princeps (American pika)
Lineage: Eukaryota; Metazoa; Chordata; Mammalia; Lagomorpha; Ochotonidae
Product: olfactory receptor 10X1
Biological process (GO): G protein-coupled receptor signaling pathway
Cellular component (GO): membrane
Molecular function (GO): olfactory receptor activity
Source: RefSeq, a predicted model, not a curated record
CCAAUUCCAGAUAUUCAAACAAUGAAGAUCCACCAGACAAUUCUGAGGGACUUUAUUCUUGUUGGCUUCUCUGCUGAUGCACACAUACAGGCAUUUCUCUCUGUGGCUUUCUUAUGGCUUUAUGUUCUCACCCUGAUUGGCAGUUGGCUCAUUUUGGUUCUUACAUGGUUGGAUAGGUCUCUCCACACUCCUAUGUAUCUCUUCCUUAGUGCACUUUCCUUCUUGGUGACCUGCUACACAUGGUCUGUCAUCCCCAAGACUGAAGAUCUGUCGGCCCAGAAAAGCAACAUUUCAGUCGCAGAUUGUGGCUUUCAGAUGUGUUUCUUCUUGGGACUUGGUGGCACCAACUGUAUCAUACUCACUUUGAUGCGCUAUUACUGCUUCCUGGCCACUUGCAACCCUCUCAGAUACCCACUGCUUAUGAUCAACACUGUAUGUGGAAAACUUGUGGCCUCUGCCUGGGCUGGAGGGUUCCUCAUCUCUCUGAUGGAGACUGCACUGAUCUUCAGGGGUUCUUUCUGCAGAUCCGCCCUCGUCAAACACUUCUUUUGCCAUUUGCCGGCAGUUGUGGGGCUGUCUUGUACAGGCAAUGACCCCUCAGAAUUAGUGUCGGGCUUGCUAGGGACUUUCCUGCUUAUUUGUAUGACUUACGUUUUCAUUCUUUCCACUGUCCUCAGGAUCCCUUCAGCUGAGGGUAAGCAGAAAGCUUUUUCAACAUGUGCCGCCCACCUCACAGUGGUAGUCGUUCAUUUCGGCUUUGCUUCUAUUGUUUUUCUGAAGCCAGAAGCCUCUGGGGGAGAUGAUACCUUCAUAGCAGUCCCUUACACUGUCAUUACCCCUUUCCUCAGCCCUGUAAUAUUCAACCUCAGGAACAAGGACAUGAAAAAUGCUUUUAGAAAGAUCAUUGGAAAGAUAGUUGCCCUGAAACGAUAA